Messenger RNA from Ictalurus furcatus (blue catfish), 1722 nucleotides. RefSeq names its product E3 ubiquitin-protein ligase TRIM39-like. The coding region runs from base 205 to 1539 and encodes 444 amino acids. Lineage: Eukaryota; Metazoa; Chordata; Actinopteri; Siluriformes; Ictaluridae. Gene Ontology annotation, molecular function: ubiquitin-protein transferase activity; protein binding. The record is from RefSeq and is a predicted model, not a curated record. The transcript is spliced from 7 exons. Gene Ontology annotation, biological process: protein ubiquitination.
CGUCCAACGUCAAACCAACUUUAUUCCAGUACUAAACGGAAAGUGUAAAGCAGUUAGCUCCCAUCGAGAAGAAACCCUUAUUUUCACAUUAAUUUCUGAAAUUAACUGCAGGAUAUUCACUGACUCUGGAAUAUAAAUACAGACAAUUCUCAAUCCCUGAAAAGUGGCAAGUAAAAUAAAGAUUCAAAACACAGGAGGAAGGAAAUGGCUGAAUCUUCAUCACCAACAAAAGGCAGAAGAAAGAGGAGCAUGGAUAAGCUAGAAUCAUUUUCUUGUGACUCCAGCAGUCUCCUGUCUGAAGAUCAGCUGCAGUGUUCGAUAUGUCUGGAUGUGUUCACUGAUCCAGUCACCACUCCAUGUGGACACAACUUCUGCAAGAGCUGCCUUACACAGUGGUGGGAGAAGAGUCAACACUGUCACUGUCCAUUAUGUAAAGAGAAAUUCACCAAGAGACCUGAACUGAAGAUAAAUACAACACUGAGAGAGAUUGCAGAUAACUUCAAGAAGAAAAGUGGUCCUGACAAACCUGAGGUUCUUUGUGAUGUCUGCACUGGAGAGAAGCUGAAGGCCCUGAAAUCCUGUCUGGAUUGUGUUCUGAGUUUGUGUGAAACUCAUCUAGAACCUCAUAAUCAUGUUCCAAGACUUAAGAAACGCAAACUAAUAAACCCUGUGGAGAACGUGGAGGACUACAUAUGCCAGAAUGUUCCAUAUGUAGUUCCUAUAGAGGAGGAGAGCAGAGAGAGGAAGACACAGCUGGAGAAAACACUCAGAGAUGUGCAGCAGAUGAUUCAGGACCGACUGAAGAAGAUCCAAGAGAUGAAACACUCAGUACAGCUCAGCAAAUUGUGUAGGAUAUAUUUUGCAAAACUCCCUAAAACACUCAAUGACAAGUUUAAGGAAACAGUUUCCACAGAACUGAAGAGGAUUCAGCAGUAUGCAGAAAGACUGAUCUUCUUCUUACAUUUCACUAAGAAAGUCAUGCAGGAAACAUUGGAUGUGACUCUGGAUCCUGAUACAGCUCAUCCAUAUCUCAUCCUGUCUGCUGAUGGAAAACAAGUAACACUUGGAGACACAGAACAGGAUCUCCCUGAUACACCACAGAGGUUCGAUGAAUGUGUCUGUGUUCUGGGAAAGCAGAGUUUCUCCUCAGGGAGAUUGUAUUAUGAGGUGCAGGUCAGAGGGAAAACUGACUGGACAUUAGGAGUCGCGAGAGAGAACAUUAACAGGAAGGGGAAGAUUACACUGAGACCUCAGAAUGGAUUCUGGACUGUGAUACUGAGGAAUGAGAAUCGGUAUACAGCUUGUGCUGGUCCCCCUGUCCCCCUCACACUGAGAGAGAAGGUGGAGACAGUGGGAGUGUUUGUGGAUUAUGAGGAGGGUCUGGUCUCCUUUUAUGAUGUGAAGUCCAGCUCUCAUAUCUACUCUUUCACUGCUCAGUCUUUCACUGAGAAACUCUAUCCUUACUUCAGUCCUUGUUUAAAUGAAGGGGGUAAAAAUUCAGCACCACUGAUCAUCUCUCCUGUAUUUAACACUGAAUGAAUUUUCACCUCACAGAUUUAAUCAUUUAUUAAAUGGUGAGAAUAAAAAUAAAUAUUUGACUUUUUCUGGCAAAUUUCAGAAAUACAUGUUCCCUUUCGCAGUUUUGUUUUUUACACAUUAUGAUUGUGGAACUUUGUCAUUACAAAUCAAAUAUGAAUAAAGAUCAUUUACAGUGCGAAAUCA